Messenger RNA from Plodia interpunctella (Indianmeal moth), 1173 nucleotides. RefSeq names its product Thioredoxin 2 (gene Trx2). Lineage: Eukaryota; Metazoa; Arthropoda; Insecta; Lepidoptera; Pyralidae. Gene Ontology annotation, molecular function: protein-disulfide reductase activity. The record is from RefSeq and is a predicted model, not a curated record. The coding region runs from base 163 to 483 and encodes 106 amino acids. Gene Ontology annotation, cellular component: cytosol. The transcript has 3 exons.
UUGACAGUUGACAGCACUUAACCUUUCAUUUCAUUUCCUUGCCUGCAUUUGUUUCGUCUUUUCCCGUCCGUUGUCGGUGUGUCGUUUCGCCGCAAUCUACAUUUAUCUCCUCGUGUUCCGCUGGAUCGGAAUAUAUUUAUCACAAACUCAAAAACAUUAACCAUGUCGAUCCACAUCAAAGACGUUGAGGACCUCACCGCGAGACUGACGGAGGCCGGCGACAAGCUGGUGGUGAUCGACUUCAUGGCGACGUGGUGCGGGCCCUGCAAGAUCAUCGGACCCAAGCUCGACGAGAUCGCGGCCGAGAUGGCCGACUCCAUUGUCGUUGUUAAGGUGGACGUAGACGAGUGCGAAGACAUCGCAACAGAGUACAGUAUCAACACUAUGCCCACGUUCGUCUUCGUGAAGAACGGGAAACCAGUCGAGCAGUUCUCCGGAGCGAACGUGGAGAAGCUCCGGUCCACCAUUUUGAAACUCAAGUAGACUACCGGCGCAUACGCAGAAAGACGGCUUCGAAACUCUAUUCCUCAGGCAACGUUAUGUCACCGUUUUAACCACCAAAAUUGGAUUUGACUGCACUUGAAGGCCACGGUAUUGAAUUUCCGCGUUCCGUCAUAGUUUUUACCACGAUUGCGCCUAAAAUGAUGUUGUCUAAACUAUGUAAUUUUAAGUUAAUUGCCUGAUGAAUGUGAGAUUUUUACGUUGGCAACAUUACGUCCGCCAUUUUAAUUUGCGAAAAAAUAAGCUGCUGCAUUUAUCAGACUCGGUGGCAGUUUCGAUUGAUCGAUUUCUUUUUAUUUUUUUACAUUUGUGUGGCCUUAAGAGUAUCUACAGAGCUAAAGAAAUCGAAUUUGGAUGUACGCUAACAUCACAAUACAAAAAGUUAAUCGAUUUUAACACGGCUGCCACUGUAUAAAUCAAGUUAAAAACGAUAAAAUGCAUUAUGAGCCCUUAAAAUAACACUUAUUGCCCCAAUUCAAUAAUAAUACAUAAGCCAGUGAUACAUAUUGUCAUGUUUUAUUUUAUUUCGUUUACGUGUGUAGGUAUAGAUGCAUGUAAUAAGUUUCGGUGUAGAAGCACAAGCAUUAUUGCGUACACCUGAGUCGUGUUUAAUUUCUGCGUAUUUUAUGUGUAUGUUAAAGUAUUGUUACUUCAGUAAAUAUUGUGAAAAUA